This is a messenger RNA of Nycticebus coucang (slow loris), 9345 nucleotides long. It is a transcript of the gene RREB1, whose product is annotated as ras responsive element binding protein 1. The coding region runs from base 1126 to 6387 and encodes 1753 amino acids. Gene Ontology annotation, cellular component: nucleus. The transcript is spliced from 13 exons. The record is from RefSeq and is a predicted model, not a curated record. Gene Ontology annotation, biological process: regulation of transcription by RNA polymerase II. NCBI's taxonomy places the organism in Eukaryota, Metazoa, Chordata, Mammalia, Primates, Lorisidae. Gene Ontology annotation, molecular function: RNA polymerase II cis-regulatory region sequence-specific DNA binding; DNA-binding transcription activator activity, RNA polymerase II-specific.
AGCGAGUCUCCGAGCGUGCGGGCGAGGAAGCGGGGCGGGGGGCCGACACGGGGGCCGGGACGACGGCUGGGGCGCCGGGGUCGCCAGCUCCUCGCCCACCUCCCUCCCUGUGGGAGAAGAGGAGGAGGGGAAGUGACUGCGGAGUUGAUGAACUUUGCACAUCCAGAAACGCCAUUUUGAUUCCUUUUCCGGAACAAGUUUGCAUCUCUCCUCAUUCUCUCCCCUAAGCCCACCGGUCCCCACCGCAUCAUGCCUGGGAGCCAAGCACCCUGCCCGGCCGUUGCUCCGACUCUGUCCUCCAGGAGUAGUGGUUCUGAGGUGUGACCCUGCCCGCGUCUGGGCCCAGCCAGUACCAGCUCCUCAGUAAGGAGGGCAGCUUGAUAACACAAAGAAAGCAGUGUGCACGAGUGGCACCAAGAGAAAGAAAAACAGGUCAACACAGACUCAUUUCCUACCCCAUGUGGAUGACAGCUAUCGUGGGGGGGAAUUUCAUAGUAUAUCAAUUGGGCCAGAAGAUGGAGGAAACAAGAUUUUAUACAUCAAGUUGAAAUUUGAUUGUAAUUCUGAUAGGGUUGGCUUCUCAAAUCUCUUAAAACAUUUAGGCUUCUCAGUAAAAUCACUAUAUUGAAGCAGUGGAGUUAAAUGAAACCUGAAGUUUCUCAUCACUAGUUUUAGGUCUAGAACCUUCACAGAGUAGUAAAUAAGCCCAGGGUUUUUUUGGAGGAUGCUGGGAUGCUGGCCAGAUGGCAGCUCCCUGGGUUUCCUCAUUGUUGGCUUGGCUUUUCCCAUUUCUGCCUAACAAAUAUUAGGAAAGGCAAAAAACCUGCCUCCUGUGACAUUGAGUGCCAUUGGUGACAUACACUCAGAAGGGAAGCAAGGUUUUUGGUUAGGUUUUGGUAUGUCGAGACUUCAUUUAGAUGAAAGUUUCAGUCAUUGUUGGCGUGAGUAUGGGCUUGAACUGAAUAAGGAGGGUGUUGGACAUUUUUGACCCUAGGUUAUAGUUAAAGUACUGUGGCCAGCGCCCCCUGGCUAUGACAGAAGUCUAAACUUCCCAUCAUCAUAUCAGCAAUUUCCAAUUUUCAGUUUUAUGGCAGAGGCUUCUUAGAAGCUUAAACCCUUGUCCCAAUGACGUCGAGUUUGCCUGUUGGCUUGGAAGGUUCAGACCUGUCUUCCAUCAAUACCAUGAUGUCAGCGGUAAUGAGUGUAGGGAAGGUCGCUGAGAAUGGCGGGAGUCCGCAGAGCAUCAGGUCCGCUGCGAAGCCUCCAGGACCAAACCGGAUUGGCAGAAGGAACCAGGAAACGAAAGAGGAGAAGUCUUCCUAUAACUGCCCCCUGUGUGAAAAGAUUUGCACCACCCAGCACCAGCUGACUAUGCACAUUCGCCAGCACAACACGGACACUGGAGGAGCUGACCACUCAUGCAGCAUCUGCGGGAAGUCACUGAGCUCAGCCAGCUCCCUGGAUCGCCACAUGCUAGUGCACUCUGGCGAGAGGCCUUACAAGUGCACCGUGUGUGGCCAGUCAUUUACCACCAAUGGGAACAUGCACAGACACAUGAAGAUACACGAGAAGGACCCUAACAGUGCCACAGCUGUGGCUCCACCGUCUCCUCUGAAGCGCAGGCGGCUGUCCUCCAAGAGGAAACUGAGUCACGAUGCCGAGGCAGAGAGAGAAGACUCAGCACCAGCUAAAAAGAUGGUAGAAGACGGGCAGUCAGGUGACUUGGAAAAGAAGGCUGAUGAAGUCUUUUCCUGCCCAAUAUGUUUCAAGGAGUUUGUUUGCAAGUAUGGACUGGAGACCCAUAUAGAGACCCAUUCGGAUAACCCACUAAGAUGUGACAUUUGCUGUGUCACCUUCCGAACACACCGAGGCCUGCUGCGCCACAAUGCACUUGUCCACAAGCAGCUUCCCAGGGAUGCAAUGGGAAGGCCUUUCAUACAGAACAACCCUUCGAUUCCUGCUGGCUUCCAUGACUUAGGAUUCACUGACUUCUCCUGUAGGAAGUUUCCUCGAAUUUCUCAGGCCUGGUGCGAAACAAACCUGCGAAGGUGCAUCAGCGAGCAGCACCGCUUUGUCUGUGACACCUGCGAUAAGGCAUUCCCCAUGCUCUCCUCGCUUGCCUUGCACAAGCAGACCCACGUCGCCGAGGACCAGGGUCAGGAAAAACUGCAGGUCAAGACCCUGCCUGGUGACGGCCUGGACCAGAAGGUCUUCCUGGCCUUGCUGGGCCUGCAGCACACCAAAGAUAUAAGGCCUGCCCCUGCCGAGGAGCCCCUGCCAGACGACAACCAGGCAAUACAGCUCCAGACACUCAAGUGUCAGCUACCUCAGGACCCUGGCUGCACCAGCAUGCUGCGUCUGUCUCCUUUAGAAGCUGCUUCCCUGGGCAGUUCUCUCACAGUCCUCCCAGCAACCAAGGAGAGCAUGAAGCAUCUGUCCCUGCAGCCCUUCCAGAAGGGCUUCAUCAUCCAGCCAGACAGCAGCAUUGUGGUCAAGCCCAUCUCUGGAGAGUCAGCCAUUGAGCUGGCUGACAUCCAGCAGAUUCUGAAGAUGGCAGCCUCUGCUCCCCCUCAGAUCAGUCUUCCGCCUCUCUCCAAGGCCCCUGCUGCCCCGCUGCAGGCGAUUUUUAAGCACAUGCCCCCUCUGAAGCCAAAGCCCCUAGUCACACCGCGGGCGGUGGUGGCCACCUCCACACCCCCGCCUCUCUUCAAUGCCCAGCAGGCCUCCCCUGGCUCCAUCAGCCCUAGCCUCCCGCCACCACCCCUGAAGCUGCUCAAAGGCUCAGUGGAAGCAGCCUCCACCGCCCACCUGCUGCAGUCCAAGUCCGGGGUCCAGCCAAACGCAGCCACGCAGCUCUUCCUGCAGCAGCCGCGGGCGGAGCUGCCCGGCCAGCCCGAGAUGAAGACGCAGCUGGAGCAAGACAGCAUCAUCGAGGCUCUGCUGCCGCUGAGCAUGGAAGCUAAGAUCAAGCAGGAGAUCACCGAGGGGGAGCUCAAGGCCAUCAUGACAGCGCCCAGCGGCAAGAAGACGCCUGCCAUGCGCAAGGUGCUCUACCCCUGCCGCUUCUGCAACCAGGUGUUCGCCUUCUCCGGGGUGCUGCGCGCCCAUGUGCGCUCCCACCUGGGCAUCUCUCCCUACCAGUGCAACAUCUGCGACUACAUUGCGGCCGAUAAGGCAGCGCUCAUCCGCCAUCUGCGCACUCACAGUGGGGAGCGGCCCUACAUCUGCAAGAUCUGCCACUACCCGUUCACCGUCAAGGCCAACUGCGAGCGGCAUCUGCGCAAGAAGCACCUCAAGGCCACCCGCAAGGACAUCGAGAAGAACAUUGAGUACGUGAGCAGCAGCGCGGCCGAGCUGGUGGACGCCUUCUGCGCCCCGGACACCGUGUGCCGGCUGUGCGGGGAGGACCUGAAGCACUACCGCGCCCUGCGCAUCCACAUGCGCACACACUGCGGCCGCGGCCUGGGCGGCGGACACAAGGGCCGCAAGCCCUUCGAGUGCAAGGAAUGCAGCGCCUCCUUCACGGCCAAACGCAACUGCAUCCACCACAUUCUCAAGCAGCACCUGCACGUGCCUGAGCAAGACAUCGAGAGCUACGUGCUGGCGGCUGACGGUGGCCUGGGCCCCGCGGAGGCGCCGUCUGCUGAGGCCUCGGGCAGGGGCGAGGAGGGAGGCUGCACCGCCUUUGGGGACCACAAACCCCUCGCGGCCUUCCUGGAGCCCCAGAAUGGCUUUCUUCACGGGGGCCCCACCCAGCCUCUGCCGCCUCAUGUCUCCGUCAAGUUGGAGCCCGCCAGCAGCUUUGCAGUGGACUUUAAUGAGCCCCUGGACUUUUCUCAGAAGGGCCUAGUCCAAGUAAAGCAGGAAAACGGCUCCUCCUACCUGAGCCCUUCCUCCUUGGUCCCCUAUGACUGCUCCAUGGAACCUAUUGACCUGUCCAUCCCCAAGAACGUCAGGAAAGGAGACAAGGAUCCAGAUAGUCCCAUCGAAGCCAAGAAGCCUGAGCAGGAAGCAGGGAGUGGAGAGCAGCCCUCUUGUCCACCACCCACCCCUUCCCUGCCAGUGACUUUGGGGCCCAGUGGGAUCCUGGAAAGCCCCACAGGCCCUACAGUGGCUGUUACGACAGCCACCACCACCCUGGACCCCCAUGCUCAGCCCCUCCAGGGCUCUGUUCAGCUGGCUGUCCCCAUCUAUUCCUCAGCUCUUGUCAGCAGCCCUCCCCUCUUGGGCAACUCAGCCCUCCUUAGUAGUUCAGCCUUGCUGCGGCCACUGAGGCCGAAGCCCCCCCUGCUCUUGCCAAAGCCACCUGUGACAGAAGAGCUGCCCCCACUGGCCUCCAUCGCCCAGAUCAUCUCAUCCGUGUCCUCAGCCCCCACCCUGCUAAAAACCAAGGUGGCAGACCCAGGGCCCACACCCACCGGGAGUAACCCAGCUUCAGAUGGCUUAGGAGGCUCCAUCCCUAAAGCCACCACAGCCUCCAUUGACACCACAAGCCUGAAAGAGUCCAGAGACCCGUCCCCUACUGCCAGCAGCCCAGAGGCACCCUCACCCACUGAGCAGGGGCCAGGUGGCUCAUCAAAGAAGAGGGGCCGGAAAAGGGGGACAAGGAGCCGGCCCCAAGCCAACAGCAGGGGGGUGGACCUAGACUCCAGUGGGGAGUUUGCCAGCAUUGAGAAGAUGCUGGCUACCACGGACACCAACAAGUUCAGUCCAUUUCUGCAGCCUGCAGAGGAGGAUGUUCAGGAUGAGGUGGCUGCGGCCCCCACUGACCACCAUGGGCCCAGUGAUGAAGAGCAGGGCAGCCCCCCAGAAGAGAAGCUGCUGAGGGCAAAGCGGAACUCCUACACCAACUGCCUACAGAAGAUCAACUGUCCCCACUGUCCCCGCGUUUUCCCUUGGGCCAGCUCCCUGCAGAGGCACAUGCUUACACACACUGGUCAGAAACCCUUCCCUUGUCAAAAAUGCGAUGCCUUCUUUUCUACCAAAUCUAACUGUGAACGCCACCAGUUGCGCAAACAUGGAGUUACCACCUGUUCCCUGAGAAGAAACGGGCUUAUCCCCCAGUCAAAAGAGAGUGAUGUUGGAUCCCAUGAUAGCACAGAUAGCCAGUCAGACGCAGAGCCGUCGGCCACAGCAGGCGAAGUGCUAGAUCUCACCUCAAGGGACAGGGAGCAGCCACCAUCCCAGGGAGCCACUGAGCUUGGCCAAGGUGCAGGGGACCACCCUGUAGAGGAGGCUGAAGCAGGGAUAGACUCCCUUGUGAAUAAGGAAGAGAAGGGCACCCAGGAGAAACAGGAGCCAGAGGAGGAGCACGGCACAGAGGAGAGAGCCCAGGACACCAAUGGCACUGAUGGUGCAGAGGAAGACACAGCCAGCAACAAGAGCCUCGACCUGGACUUCGCCAGUAAACUCAUGGACUUCAAGCUGGCUGAGGGCGAGGCAGGCGCCGUGGGCAGUGAAGGCUCUGCCCCUCAGGACCAGAAGCAUGCCUGCGACACCUGCGGGAAGAGCUUCAAGUUCCUAGGCACCCUGAGCCGUCACAGGAAAGCACACAGCCGUCAGGAGCCCAGGGAUGAGAAGGGUGCACCGCCUCCAGAGGGUGAGGGUGGAGUGGCGGACAGGCCACCGCCCAGCCCUGAGCCAGAGGAGAAGCCCAUGGAGCCCGCAGCAGUGGCGCUGGAGCCAGCAGUGGAUACGAGGGAAGCCUCGGUAGAGAAGCAGGGCGAGGAGGAGGCUGACGGCCCCUCCGAUGGGGAGGGCACAGCAGAGAAGAGGUCUUCGGAGAAGAGUGAUGAUGACAAGAAACCAAAGACAGACUCCCCCAAAAGCGUGGCCAGCAAGGCGGACAAGAGGAAGAAAGUCUGCAGCGUGUGCAACAAACGGUUCUGGUCACUGCAGGACCUGACCCGGCACAUGCGGUCCCACACAGGGGAGAGGCCAUACAAAUGUCAGACCUGCGAGCGAACCUUCACCUUGAAGCACAGCCUAGUUCGCCACCAGCGGAUCCACCAGAAAGCCAGGCACACCAAACACCAUGGGAAGGACAGCGACAAGGAUGAGCGGGGUGAGGAGGACAGUGAGAAUGAGUCCACUCACAGUGGCAACAACCCAGUCUCGGAGAGUGAGGCUGAGUCAGCUCCUAACACCAGCAACCACGUGACCGUCACCCGGAGCCGGAAAGAGAGCUUGGCCAGUGCGGCCAAGGAUUGCUGCCGCAGGGAGGAGAAGGUCACAGCGGAGCAGGUGGCCGAGCCAACCCGGGGUGACCCUGACCUGGAGAGCCCCACAACCCUGGUGCCAGACCUGCUGGAGCCGCGCAGCAAGAGGCCUACCCACCCCAUCCUGACCACUGGCGACGGGGCCUCGCAGCUCCUGGGAAUGGAAUGACAGCCCGCUGGUCCCCCUCAGCACACAGACAAACCAGCAGAGCAGAGCAUCCAAAUCUGUACUUCAUGAGGUUUCCUCUGUGCUCUCCGCUUGCCGGGGAGUGAGAACGAGAGACGAACAAGAGCGUGGCCACCCGCUCAGUGCCAUAUCCUCACCACAGGCGUGCGAGGCCACAGUGCAUGCCGAGUCCAGUGCCUUAACUACUCACCGGAUCCUUCCACCUCGUCGGGAGUGUGGUGUUUUUCCAAAAUGACUUCUUUAAAAAACAAAACAAAUAUUUUAAUGAAUUGAGAGGACCUCUUCAUUUGAGCAUUAACGUUACCUUUUGUAUUGGUGUGCGUGUGAGCUUGUUCUUGUGAAUCUGUGAUAGUACUGUUUGUUCUGUGAGCUGGAAACAGAAGAAAAAAAACAUACCCUUGGAUACCCAUAGCCAAUAACUGGAAGAAAAUGAUGUGAAUUUCAUAUAAGUGACCAGAGGAGAGAUGGAUAAGAUGAUAAUUUCUCAAAUAGACCUUUUUUUUUUCCUGUUUGCUACAUGGUAGAGCUGUCGUCUGGUCCUUGGUAUUACAGGAUGUGGUUGAUGAAGGUUUCCAAUAUGGUUUCAAGCCAGGAAAGAUUCUAGCUUCAACCUCGUGUUUCUAUUCUUUCAGCGUUAGACGUGGUUACUGUUCAAGUUUUAAGACAUUUGUUCUUAAUUUACAGAGAAGAGUUAACCCCCCUGACACCCCCACCAGCAACUUAGCUAUGGAAAACAUAUAUGGAUGGCAUAUAUUUGAUUUUCCCCCUCUCUCCUUUCAGUGUAUGUAUUAUUAAUAUUAUUAUUAAUAUUAUUUUUAGUUCAUCAGUUUCCUGGUCUCUGCAGUCAGCAGAAACAAAUGGGCAAUAUUUGUCCUAGGAGACCUGUGCUGCCUCUGGGUCCCUGUAAACCUUUGCCUGUGGCUGCCGCUGGCACCCUUGGGUGGUAGCUCUUCUACUGUACUCAGACAAGCCUUUCUUUCAUGACUGCAGAAUCCAGCAGGGGCCAUGAGCGGUCGUCCCAAACACGGCCAAGGAGAGCAGCCUAGAGAAGGGAGAGUGUGGAUGCAUGCGUCCGGGGAGCAGGCGUGGAGAAGCCAGGGUGUGCCCGGAGCACUGCAGAGAUAGCUUUUGAGAAAGCAAGGCGGUGAGGAGCGCCUUACUCACCAGCGAGGUAUCCCCAGGCUUCCUGCUAAGCUCGGUCCAAGCCUUACCCAGCUGUGCUACUGUCAUUUGCAAAGCGAGGAAAUACUACUACUGGUAACAAAACUACAUGCAAGAUGUCAAAUGAGAAACAGGUGUAUAUUUACCUUCCUGCGAUUCGAGGUUGGUGCCUCAACAUAAAUGUGCUGUUCCUAAGUUUCUUAAAUAGUUCAAACCCCUGGGUGCAAAAAAGGCAGGAUUAUUCUUCCCAUGAGCAUCCUGUACAGGCAAUAGCCUCCCUCACUGUGGCCUGCAGCGAGGGGAAUACAUCCUACUGUAGCUGAGCUCGGGCAGCGUCCUGCAGUCAGGACCUCGAUGCUCGAGCCAGCCUGCUGCCGGGGACCCCUGUGUUUGCUCCACUCGGAGCCCCCUGCCUCCUCUGGGGAGGCAUCCCUCUGCCCCAGCGUCCCUCCUCGGCUCUCUAUGGCCCCAUGGGCUCAUUUACUUUUAGACUUGUGUGCACAAAGACAACGCGUGCCCCUUUUUCUCCACCCAUUUCUGGUGGCUGAAAUCCAACCUGCCAGACUUCAAAGGAAGAUAGAUAAUCUUGAGGUAAUGAAAAGUGAUAUCUUUGCGUAUGAAAGGAAAAAGGUGAGGUAUAUAUGAUUUUUAACUGUAUUAGGGAUGUAUGAACCAGUUUUAAAGUGAGGUUUUAUUUACUGUAGAGAUGAAUGCAAAUCAGAACCAAUGAUCCCUUUGGUCUACUUAGUUAAAACCAGUUCAUACAUCCCUUAGUGGGGUUUUUUUUAAUUAUGAUUGUUAUUGUUAUUUUUGUUGUUAUUAUUAUUUGGGGUUUCUUUGUGUUUUGUUUUUCUUUGCAACUCUCCACACUAAACUCGCAAUAUUGUGGGGAGGAGCCGUGACUAAACGCUACGCUGCGGUGAGAAGUAGCAGUAAUCAGCUCCCAGCGAUGUGUGUAGCCGGGGCUGCAGCUCGCAAUAUCACUAUUGAUUUAAAGCUUUAUUUAGCCUUCAUCUGUACCCUCGUAGUCAAUAAGGUCUUGCCACAUUUUACUAGUGAGGUUGAGAAAUGUAUUAUUUGUUUGUUGUUCUGCCCCUUCCCCAAUAUUAAACUGUGAAAUUUGUGAUUUGUUUAAAACUCUGGGUGAAUCAUAGCUUAGUUUGCAUGUCCAGCUAAUUUGUUUCUAUACAUUUUGUUUGAUUCUCUUUCUCCUCUCAGGGCUUUUACAAAAAAUAUAUAUAUGGAUCUUUUGAAAAGUUUUUGAGGUGCAAGUUUUUUCUCUUUUUUUUCCCUUUUCGUUGAUUAAUGGACACAAUGCUGAGAUUCAAUCACUACAUGAAACACCUGGCUGUGAAAACAAAACAAAACAAAAAAGACCCCAGAGGGCUGUUUUCUGAGCAGCUCUGGGGAAGCUACGUUAACAGUCGGAUGCCAGUUUCAGAAAGAUUCAUCCUAUGUUCUGACUCUCUGUUCGUCUCUUUCCUCUCCCUCUUUCUCCAAGAAGGAAGUUGAUCCUAGUGAUUUCAGCCCAUGCAUUAAACAGGAAACAAUAAUAAAUGUCUAGAAUUCAUCUUUUUCUAAAGGGAACUUAAAAACUGCUGCUACAUGUUAAUGUACAAAACUGGUUUAUGCCACAUGAACAGAGAAUCACAAGUUUGGUUUUGGUACUUUUUGUUCCUCUUUGUAUUCAGUUGUAUAGAACUUCCAAAUUCAGAAUAAAAAGAAAGCUGUUGUGUAUCAAACCAUCUAAGCAAUAAAUGUUAUAUUUUAAAAGCGGCA